AUGGGGGCGCUCACCGCAUUCCUGUUCCUCUUCUGGAAGUCACUGGAGCGCUACUUAGCAUCCCCUGUCAUCGUGGCCAUGGACAAGCGACAGCGUGCAGUCUGGGAGAUCCCGUUCCCUGCCGUCACCGUCUGCCCCGAGACAAAGAUGAAUGCUAAGCUCUUCAACUACACGGAUGUCGUCUUACGUGGCUGGUCAGGCAAUAUCACAGACGAAGAAAUGUUCCGUGUGCGGGGCCAAAGACCUGUACAGCGCAGUGUUGCUAAUGCUUUAAUGGCCAAGGAAGGGCAAUGGAAACAUUCAAACCCGGGCCUGUUAGAAGUAUCUCCCCCUCCCCAGUAUUUUUUCCAAAAUGAGAGUUGUAUGUGCACACCUUAUUGUACUGUUCCUGGUGUUCCAGUGUUAGACUACAAGAAAGAUAUUCUCACUGAUCUCUCACUUCAGUGUGACAUCAAACUUCAUUUUGAUGACACAGAUUUUAGAAACUCUUCCACCAUAGACAGAUUAGAAAAGGUGCAACUCCAUGGUGUAGCGGACUUCCCCCGCCCAGAUCAGGAUUCCUUCCUGGUGCCUUUGGACAGCGUUAUGCGCAUCACAGUAACUCCCUCCGAGAUUCUGGCCGAUGCGAGCAUGCGGGAGCGGUACUCCGUAGAGCAGCGCCAGUGCUACUUCCCUGGAGAACGGCCGCUUCGCUUCUUCUUGCAGUACACGCAGUCCAACUGCAGGUUGGAGUGCCUCGCCAACUUCACGCUGAGCCAGUGCGGAUGCGUUCCAUUUUACAUGCCUCGAGAUCAAAAUACUCCGAUAUGUUCAGGCGACAAAAUUAUGUGCAGUGAAGAUGCAGCAUGGACACUGCAGCAGUUGCAGACAGGAUUACUAAACUCCUCCAAACUGACUUGUUCCUGUUUGCAAAGCUGCGUAUACAUCCACUACAGUAGCCAGAGAUCUCGAACUCCCAUGGAUUUAGCCAAAAUGUUGAAAAUUCUGGGAGUCCACCAAUUGUGGUGGACUGCUGGGGCUUUGCCUAGCGAUGUUAUUCAUUAA
Messenger RNA from Gryllus bimaculatus (two-spotted cricket), 1044 nucleotides. NCBI's taxonomy places the organism in Eukaryota, Metazoa, Arthropoda, Insecta, Orthoptera, Gryllidae. The record is from the annotation of a GenBank genome assembly.